AGACAAUUCGACUCCUUGUCCUUCGGAGGUUCCCAUUACUCAUGCUUACUGCCAGGUGGCCAGUAUUUCUGUUCCUGGUUGCCGUCUGAAUGGAUCUGUUGACCUAACCUUUUGUACGAAACUUCCUUCCUCGGUUCCUCUCUACUUAUCGUGACCGACUCGACUUGCAGUUUACGAUAACAAGCUUGCUUCGAAGCUGUGGGCCGGAGCUUUGGAUUGUCGCUUGUUCAACAGGUGAUCCUUAGCCCCUCAGAAUACACACUAAAUAAGACCUUUGUCUUUCUCAUACUUCAAGAGUGCUUUCUAGACUCUGUUCAUAGACUUUACAGACAAUGGCGUCCCCUAGCCGGCAACGGAGCGUAGCUCCGAUGCGCCUUUUCAGCUCUCCAGUACUUUCCUUCCUCAUCGUUCCUUUCCUCGUCUUCUUCCUCAGCUUUCCCGCUUCCGCCGCCGCCGCGGGCUCCGGCGUGAUUGGUAUCGAUGUAGGCACCGAAUACUUCAAGGCCGCGCUCGUCAAACCCGGAAUACCACUUGAAAUCGUUCUUACCAAGGAUUCGAAACGCAAAGAAACGGCCGCUAUCGCAUUCAAACCCACUAGAGAAGCCAAUGCUCCGUUCCCCGAAAGAUUCUACGGCGGCGAUGCGCUUGCCCUUGCAGCUCGGUAUCCCGACGACGUGUACGCGAACCUGAAGAUACUCCUCGGACUUCCCUUCGAAAAUGGAGAGAACGAAGUCGUCAAGACCUACCAUGAUCGCUACCCUGCUCUGAAGCUGGAAAGCGCUGGUGAGCGGGGCACCGUUGGACUGCGCAGCAACCGGUUGGGCGAGGCGGAGAAGAAGGACGCGUUUCUGGUCGAGGAAAUUCUGGCCAUGCAACUGAAGCAAAUCAAGGCGAACGCUGAUGACUUGGCUGGUAAAGGCUCAGACAUCAAGGAUGCUGUCAUCACCUACCCUUCGUUCUACACCGCCGAGGAAAAGAGAAGCCUGCAGUUGGCAGCGGCGCUGGCGGGUCUCAACGUCAACGCCUUUGUCACCGACGGACUGGCCGUUGGAUUGAACUACGCAACCAGCCGUACGUUCCCCAUUGUCUCCGACGGACAGAAACCCGAGUACCACGUUAUCUUCGACAUGGGUGCCGGCUCAACCACCGCCAGCGUUCUGCGUUUCCAGGGACGUUCCGUGAAGGACGUUGGAAAAUUCAAUAAGACCAUUCAUGAGAUCCAUGUCUUGGGUGAAGGCUGGGACAGGUCUUUGGGAGGCGACUCGCUGAAUGAUCUUAUCGUCGAUGACAUGGUCGCGGCUCUGGCUGAAGACAAGAAGUUGAAGGACCGCGUCACCGUUGCGGACAUCAAGGCUCACGGCAAGACCAUGGCGAGGAUCAGGAAGGACGCCGAGAAGGUCCGCCAAGUCCUCAGCGCUAACACCGAAACCGGUGCGUCGUUCGAGAGCCUUUAUGAAGAGGGCCUUAACUUCAAGUACCGCAUCACGCGCUCCAAGUUCGAAGAGCUUGCUGAACAACACAUCGCACGCGUUGGGUCACCCCUGCAACAGGCAUUGGCCGCUGCUGGAAUGCAACUUAGCGACAUUGACUCUGUCAUUCUUCAUGGUGGAGCCAUCCGCACGCCGUUCGUUCAGAAGGAACUGGAACGCGUCUGCGGAUCUUCAAAGGUUCGAACCAGCGUCAACGCGGAUGAGGCCGCUGUGUUUGGGGCUGCCUUCAAGGGUGCCGCUCUUAGUCCCAGCUUCCGCGUCAAGGACAUCCGAGCAAACGAUGCCUCUGGCUACCCCGUGGUAUUGAAGUGGCCUUCUGAGAACAAGGAAAGAAAGCAAAAGCUCUUCACCUCUACCUCCCAAGUGGGGCCUGAGAAGCAGGUAACCGUGAAGAAUUUGGAUGACUUUGACUUCAGCUUCUUCCAUCAGAUCACUGUCGGUGACAGUGUGGUUGAGUCGCCCCUUCUGGGCGUCCACACCCAGAACCUCACUGCUUCUGUUGGAAAGCUCAAGGAAAACUUUGGCUGCUCGGAGGCAAACAUCACCACCAAAUUUUCGAUCCGACUCAGCCCCGUCGACGGUCUCCCAGAAGUUGUCAGUGGCUCCGUGAGCUGCGAGGUGGAGAAUGCUAAGAAGGGAAUUGUCGAUGAUGUCAAGGGUUUCUUCGGCCUCGGAUCGAAGAAGGAUGGCCAGGAGCCGCUCGGAGAAGACGGCGAGGCCAAGGAAUCCAUCACCUUGGAGCCAGAGGAGCCUCAGGCGUCCACGACAUCGUCCGCUGACGAGACCACUUCCACCGCGUCUGCCAAGGAGAGCAAGAAAGCCGUGCCUCAAAUCAAACUGGAAUCGAUUCCUAUCAGCUUUACUUCCGCUCCCUUGGGCGUCCCUGCGCCUUCUGCGGAUGAGCUCGCACGUAUCACGAGUCGCCUCGAUGCAUUUGAUACCUCCGACCGCAAUCGUUUCCUGCGCGAAGAGGCCCUGAAUGAGCUGGAGGCCUUCAUCUAUCGAACCCGUGAUCUGACUGAAGACGGAGAGUUUGUCAAGGUGCUCAAGGCCGAUCAGCUAGCUGCCCUCAAGGAGAGGACCACCACGGCCAGCGACUGGCUCUACGAAGACGGCGCUGACGCCACCACUGCGGAGUUCAAGGAACGAUUGAAGGCACUGAAGGAUAUUGUCAACCCCGCACUCAAGCGCAAGAGCGAAAAUGCGGACCGUCCGGCACGCGUUGAGACUCUGCAGGAUGCGCUGAAGAAUGCCAAGACGGUGAUCGAUGUCAUGCAGAAGCAAAUCGACCAAGAUGAGGAACUCUACUCAUCUAGUGCUAGUGCUUCGUCCGCCAGCGCCACCGAGUCCUCCUCGACCACUUCUUCCAGCGACUCGGCAUCGACAUCUGACUCCUUCGAAGACCUUGAGGAAGACCCUUAUGCGUCUUCUUCCUCCACCAAGACCACCACCUCCACAAAGCCCCAACCCACAGGACCCAGAUACUCCGUCUUCCAGCCCUCCGACCUCACCGGUCUCACCAAAACCUACGAAUCGACCAACACCUGGUUCGAGGAGCAGCUCGCCGCGCAGGAGAAACUGACCAUCUCCGACGACCCCGUCCUCGUGGUGGCUGAGAUUGAACUCCGCCUGAAGGAGCUUCAGCGCAACAUGAACCGCAUCUACGAGAAGAUGGGCGCCGCGGCAGCGAGAUCCGGAAAGGGUUCCUCCAAGGACCAGCCACCCAAGAAAAAUGACAAGAAGGAGAAAGAGGCCGAGAAGGAGCAGAAGCCGAAGAAAGACCCCAACUAUAAAGACGAGCUUUGAACGAUACAGUCGCUUUACGUCAUUUGAUUCCCCCUUUACCCAUACAGGUCAAAUCGUUGGAGUUGGGCAUGAGCGUUCUGUUCCUCUUUUUCUUUUUCUCGAUUCUCUGAUGCUUGCAUGCAUUUCCUUCCUCCGCUUUUUCAGGAUGCUGUACUGAAGCUCUAGAUGGUUUCUUUCGGCUUUCUCUGAACAUCCUGAUAUCAUCAUUAUAUAUUAUUAUACACUACACUACAUCGCACUACAUAUAUCUCCUGACCCUGUUUUGACCUUAUCUCCCUACCUGUUCUUUUACGACUAUGAUUGCCUAUAUCGUGUGCCCUGUGCUUUCUCUCUCUGUCUGUACGGAGUAUUUCCGGUGCCUGUUCUGUAUGUAAACUAGAUAGAGGUUCUAUCGUGUUUCAAAAAAAAAGAAAGUAUUCCUGUUGAAAUGAUACAAUAU
Molecule: messenger RNA, 3735 nt
Organism: Aspergillus melleus
Lineage: Eukaryota; Fungi; Ascomycota; Eurotiomycetes; Eurotiales; Aspergillaceae
Gene: LHS1
Product: Hsp70 family protein
Exons: 2
Coding region: 333-3296 (987 amino acids)
Biological process (GO): endoplasmic reticulum unfolded protein response; negative regulation of hypoxia-induced intrinsic apoptotic signaling pathway; cellular response to hypoxia
Cellular component (GO): endoplasmic reticulum chaperone complex
Molecular function (GO): ATP-dependent protein folding chaperone; ATP binding
Source: RefSeq, a predicted model, not a curated record